Messenger RNA from Orussus abietinus, 3547 nucleotides. It is a transcript of the gene pic, whose product is annotated as DNA damage-binding protein 1. NCBI's taxonomy places the organism in Eukaryota, Metazoa, Arthropoda, Insecta, Hymenoptera, Orussidae. The coding region runs from base 79 to 3489 and encodes 1136 amino acids. Gene Ontology annotation, molecular function: protein binding; nucleic acid binding. Gene Ontology annotation, biological process: DNA repair; proteasome-mediated ubiquitin-dependent protein catabolic process. The record is from RefSeq and is a predicted model, not a curated record. The transcript is spliced from 5 exons. Gene Ontology annotation, cellular component: site of double-strand break; nucleus.
UGGCGUAGAAGGAGGAAAGAAUCAUCGAUCGUGAUCGGUUUUUUUUAACGAAGCUGGUGCCCGAAUAUUGUAUAAAUAAUGGCGUACCAUUAUGUGGUGACUGCUCACAAGCCCACCGCAGUAAAUGCUUGCGUGACCGGUAAUUUCACAUCUCCUACCGAUUUGAAUUUGAUUCUCGCGAAGAACAGGCGGCUGGAGAUUUAUCUCGUAACCCCGGAAGGACUGCGACCUUUGAAAGAGGUUGGCAUUUAUGGAAAGAUCACCGUCGUCAAGUUCUUCCGACCGCCGCACGAAAAGAAAGACCUCCUGUUUCUCCUGACCACACGCUACAAUGCGAUGAUCCUGGAGUGCAUCGGAGAAGGAGAAGACAUUGAAAUUAUCACAAAGGCUCACGGAAAUGUUGCCGAUCGCAUCGGGAAACCCUCGGAAACUGGAAUCAAGGCGGUGAUCGACCCUAAGGCUCGGGUCAUCGGUCUGAGGCUGUACGAUGGUCUCUUUAAAAUUAUCCCACUGGAUAAAGAUAAUCCGGAGUUGAAAGCUUCUUCCAUACGGAUGGAUGAGUUACUGGUGCAGGAUGUGAACUUCCUUCACGGGUGUGCCAAUCCGACGCUGAUCCUGAUUCAUCAAGACAUUCAUGGAAGACAUGUGAAGACUCAUGAGAUCUCACUGAGGGAUAAAGAGUUUGUGAAGAUACCAUGGAGGCAAGACAACGUCGAGAGAGAAGCUAUGAUGGUGAUUCCUGUCCCUUCCCCAAUUUGUGGGGCGAUUAUAAUUGGACAAGAAAGCAUUUUGUAUCACGAUGGCACCACUUAUGUCGCCGUUGUCCCUCCGAUCAUAAAACAGAGCACCAUCACUUGUUACGCCAAAGUCGAUAAUCAGGGUCUUCGAUAUUUGCUGGGAGAUAUGGCAGGGCACCUUUUCAUGUUGUUCCUGGAGCAAGAAAAGAGACCGGAUGACACGAUGGUGGUGAAAGACUUGAAAGUCGAGCUACUCGGGGAAGUCAGCAUUCCGGAAUGUAUUACUUAUUUGGAUAACGGAGUCAUCUUCAUCGGCAGUCGCCUGGGAGAUUCUCAAUUGAUUAAACUGAUCACCAAUGCCGAUGAAAAUGGCUCUUACUGUGUGCCAAUGGAGACCUUCACGAAUUUGGCUCCUAUUAUCGACAUGGUUGUUGUCGAUCUAGAGAGACAAGGACAAGGACAGAUCGUUACGUGUUCGGGAGCAUUCAAGGAGGGUUCUUUACGGAUCAUAAGGAACGGCAUCGGAAUUCAAGAGCAUGCUAGCAUCGACCUGCCUGGAAUCAAAGGAAUGUGGGCGUUGAGAGUUGGCGGAGGAAAUUUUGAUAACACUCUUGUAUUGUCGUUUGUUGGACAAACGAGAAUAUUGACUCUGAAUGGGGAGGAAGUAGAAGAGACGGACAUACCAGGGUUCGUUGCUGAUGAGCAGACUUUUCACACAGGGAACAUCAGCGACGAUCUCUUUAUUCAGAUAACACCCUCGUCGGCAAGGUUAAUAUCUUUCGAAACGAAGACCAUCGUCUCGGAGUGGACUCCAGAGAACAAGAGAACCAUCAGCGUGGUGGCUUGCAACAGCUUGCAGAUUCUCUGCGCAACAGGGAAUGAUCUCUUUUACAUGGAAGUGUGCAGUGGGCAAAUCGUGCCCAAAGGACGCACUACUCUGCAACACGAAGUGGCUUGUUUGGAUAUUUCAUCGCUGGAAGGCUCUGGUGAUGCUCGUCUCGCCGCGGUUGGAUUGUGGACCGACAUCUCCGUUCGUGUGUUGACUCUGCCUGGAUUACAGGAAAUCAAUAAGGAACUGCUCGGUGGAGAGAUCAUUCCUCGAUCAAUACUCAUGACGUGCUUCGAAGGUAACACGUACCUUCUCUGCGCUCUCGGAGAUGGAAGCAUGUAUUACUUCAUUCUUCACAAACAGAACGGCAUUUUGUCGGACAAGAAGAAGGUUACCCUGGGGACCCAACCGACCGUGUUGAAGACCUUCAGGUCGCUUUCCACCACAAAUGUGUUUGCAUGCUCUGACAGGCCCACCGUAAUUUAUUCUUCGAACCACAAGUUAGUCUUCAGCAACGUCAACCUGAAAGAAGUGAAUCACAUGUGCUCCUUGAAUGCCGAGUCCUAUCCUGACAGUCUUGCUCUUGCAACGGAUAGCACCGUCACUAUUGGCACCAUCGAUGAGAUUCAGAAGCUGCACAUUCGCACCGUUCCUUUAGGGGAGUCGCCCAGGAGAAUCGCUUAUCAGGAGACUUCGCAGACCUUCGGAGUGAUCACAAUGCGAGUCGAUAUGCAGGAGACUAGUGGAAUUAGUAUUGUGAGGCCAUCGGCUUCUACGCAAGCUGCCUCAACGUCUAAUAGCAGUUACAUCGCCUUGCACAAUAAGCCAGGACACACGGCCAGUGACAUUGGCCAGGAGGUGGAGGUACAUAACCUCUUAAUCAUCGAUCAACACACCUUCGAGGUGCUCCACGCCAAUACGUUAAUGCCCACGGAGUAUGCGAUGUCUCUGAUUUCGACAAAACUAGGAGAGGAUCCCACGUCGUAUUACAUCGUUGGUACGGCUCUGGUCAGUCCAGACGAGUCGGUGCCAAAAAUGGGGAGGAUCAUAAUGUACCAUUGGAACGAUGGAAAGCUCAUUCAGGUGGCGGAGAAGGAAAUUAAGGGAGCUUGCUGUUCGAUGGUUGAGUUCAACGGAAAGCUUCUGGCCAGUAUCAACAGUACAGUGAGGUUGUUCGAGUGGACCGCGGAGAAGGAACUCAGGCUGGAGUGCAGUCAUUUCAAUAAUAUCAUUGCGCUGUUCCUGAAGACCAAAGGAGACUUCGUGCUGGUGGGCGACCUCAUGAGAUCUCUGACUCUGCUCCAGUAUAAAACCAUGGAGGGGAGCUUCGAAGAGAUCGCCAGAGAUUAUAACCCUAACUGGAUGACAGCCAUCGAGAUACUAGAUGACGAUACGUUCCUGGGGGCUGAGAAUUGCUUCAAUCUCUUCGUCUGCCAGAAGGACAGCGCUGCAGCCUCGGAGGACGAGAGGCAGCAGAUGCAGGAAGUCGGCCAGUUCCACCUGGGGGACAUGGUGAACGUGUUCAGGCACGGUUCCCUGGUGAUGCAGCAUCUCGGCGAAUCCAGCACGCCGACCCAGGACUACGUGCUAUUCGGCACCGUCAGCGGGGCUAUCGGCCUCGUCACGCAGAUCCCGGCAGGCUUCUACGAGUUCCUGCGGAACCUCGAGGACAGGCUCACCUCGGUGAUAAAGAGCGUGGGCAAGAUAGAGCACAACUUCUGGCGAAGUUUCAACACGGACUUGAAGAUCGAGCAGUGCGCCGGCUUCAUCGACGGCGACCUGAUAGAGAGCUUCCUCGACCUGAGCCACGAGAAAAUGGCCGAGGUCGUGCAGGGGCUCAUGGUAUGCGACGGUAACAGCAUGGUGCAGGCCACGGUGGACGACAUAGUGAAGAUCGUGGAGGACCUGACGAGGAUGCACUGAGCGCCUGGGUGCACCAGGGUGCAUGCACCUCCUCGACAAGUCAGCGACCGGUCACGUC